UUGAGUUUAAGUGGUCGAGUGGAAGACCACCACGACCGAGACCACGGCCACGACCACAAUACCUUACACCAAAUAAAUAAGAUGUGUAAAUAAAAAAUACAUGUCCGUUUUGUUUCUGCGUUCAGUGUUUUAUAUUGUCAAGGACCUAGCGUACGCGCGAUGGCUGUAGUUUAUUUUCUUCUGGUGUCUAUUGGUUGCUUUUUGUUGACAUUUUCGUUAGUGGACGCUGAUGAAGGACAGGAUGUUCUUGGGUGUUUUAUGGAGGACGACAGUCUUGGGUGUGUGAAGAAUCUAACGGACGCAAGUUUGGAUCAAAUUGAGUUGCAAGUUACUGGCAACAGAGACAACGUCACCUUCAGCCAAGUCAUCGAGAGGACAAGUGAUUUUGUGAUGGACCAAGUCAAUCAUUUUUUUGAUGACAAAGAUCCCGCUGAUACAAAUCGCGAGUCGAGAAAAAUAAAAAUCGGCAAGAAGAAGAAGAAACUCCUGCAUAAAUUGCUGCCAAUUUUCCACUUGUUUCAAGCGAAAAUAAGUCUUCUGCUGCAACUGGUGUCAACUCACUUUCAGUUCAAAUUUUUUGCAAUAGCCGUCAUAGGUCUGAUUAUUAAUUUCAUCCGGUUGUGGAUCGACAUAAAAAAAGGGCAUCAUCCGGCAAAGGUAAUUUAUUACGAGCACGCUCAGCACCAGCAUCAUUACGAGCCCGAGGAGGAGCCGAGUUACUGGAAAAAAAGAUCUCUGGACACGAAUAACCAGCUGGCAUUUAGUAGUUGGCCCAGACGCUAAGCGGUCUAGGUUUAGGUCUUAAUAAAUAAUCAUGCAUAUCAACGAUUUUUAUUGUUCCAGUCUGAAAAUUUAUAUUCUCAGCAGCUCUUUUACCGUUACUAAAAAAACCAAUGGAACUGAUGACGCUGAAAUAACUUAUUUAUUUAUUUUAUUGUUAAUGUUACUUAGUUUUUAAGUCAUGUAAAUUAUUUAUUGUACUUUAAUAAAAUUACGUAUUUAUUUAUUCGAA
Messenger RNA from Microplitis demolitor, 1012 nucleotides. RefSeq lists its product as uncharacterized. The record is from RefSeq and is a predicted model, not a curated record. The transcript is spliced from 2 exons. NCBI's taxonomy places the organism in Eukaryota, Metazoa, Arthropoda, Insecta, Hymenoptera, Braconidae. The coding region runs from base 160 to 783 and encodes 207 amino acids.